Messenger RNA from Rotaria socialis, 1563 nucleotides. The record is from the annotation of a GenBank genome assembly. Lineage: Eukaryota; Metazoa; Rotifera; Eurotatoria; Philodinida; Philodinidae.
AUGAGUUCAAUAAAAAAUCAUUUGAUCGAACAAAAUCCUGAAGAUGAUUUAAAAUCUGAGUCUACCAUUCAAAUUAAAUUUAAUGAAUCUAUUGUACAAAAACUUGCAACAACAUAUGAUAAUAAUAUGAAUUCGUCAUCAUCGUUUCAACGGUAUUUUUCACGAAAAAGAUCUGCAUCUAGAGAAAUUCAACGAUUGUCCAAUGAACAAGAGAUUAUGAAUAAAAAACAACGAAAUCAACAAGUGAUACCUUUAUCAGAAUCAAAUGAUUCACAGCAUACUCAAAGACAUUUACAAACGAGAAAAGAAUUUAUCGACAAAAACUCUGUUAGCAUUCAAAAUAUUUGUGAAAAUCAUGUAGAAUGGUUUAAAGGUUUUAUGCAACAAUCUUUGGAUAUCAUCCGUGAUACUGUUUUACAAGCUUGUGUAACAGCUAUGUCUACUCGAUCACUAAACCCGUUCCAUUCAAACAUAACUACUAGAGAUAUCAAUGUAAAUAAUAAUCCAGCUCGUCUUAUUCAAAGUGAACAUUCUCUAACAUCGCAAAAGAUAAUGAAUCAUUGGCAAAAUCAUCCAAACACAAUCCCAUCUGUGAUUCAACAAAAGAAUAAUCGAUUAUUACCUCAUCAUAUAUUAUAUAAUGCGGAUGAUGAUGAUAUUAAUGAAAAACAACGAAUUCAUCAUCGAACUCGAACAAGUCCUUAUCCAAUGUAUAAAAAUGUAUUACGAAUAUUAGUUAAUGAUAGUCAAGUGCCAUGGUCUUAUGAAUGGCCACAAUACAAACCGACGAUAUUUACUGGCGAAGAAAUCUAUGUCAAUCCGGGUGCAGAUCCUGAUCUACUGAAAUCCUCAUCGUCAUCGAUUUCUCUUCAUUUCAAUGCAAUCGAUGGUGCUGUUGAUCGUCGUAGUGUCUAUCAAUAUUAUGAUGUACGAGAAGAUGAUGGUCUUCCACUUAAUCCAAUAGGUCGUACGGGUUUACAAGGACGCGGUGUUCUUCUUCGAUGGGGUCCAAAUAUAUAUCAUUAUGUAAUAAUAUGUCGAUGGAAACGAGAUAUACAUGAAAAUAUUCUUGUACAUCCAUCCAACGGAAAAAAGAUUCUCGAAAUUCUUUUAGAAAUACAAACUGACAGUUAUGAAACACGCGGCUAUAUAUUAACAGGUGGCUUACAUAUGCUCUGUAGUCGGUUUCCACCGCAGUUACAAGAUCGUUUAAAACGUUUUAUUAUUCAUACAGGUAUAAUACUAAAUGAUAGAAAAAAAAUGUCAUUAUCUCUUGCUGCAUUAAAUUAUUUAUUUGAACAAAAGCCCAUACCAUGGAAAGGUGCUUAUUUUGAUGAUGCUCGCAAUACAGAUAAUGCUUGGAUUGAAUUAUCAAUUGAAUAUUUAUUUGAUUAUGAUCAUCGACUAACAUCGUGUAUACCAUGUCUUCAUCAUGAACAACUUGAACGUCUUGAACAGCCACGCUUCGUAUGGAAAGAUGUAGGAAAUACAAUUGAUGUUGGGCCAAGAACUCAUUAUCGUCUUAUAAAACAUUUAGCUUGCAAACUCGAUGCAUAUUUUUAA